Molecule: messenger RNA, 3853 nt
Organism: Tyto alba (common barn owl)
Lineage: Eukaryota; Metazoa; Chordata; Aves; Strigiformes; Tytonidae
Product: NACHT, LRR and PYD domains-containing protein 3
Exons: 8
Coding region: 814-3663 (949 amino acids)
Cellular component (GO): cytoplasm
Molecular function (GO): protein binding
Source: RefSeq, a predicted model, not a curated record
CCAAGCACGUGAAGGGUCCCCUGCGGCAAGUGGGUCACAUCACCCCGAAGGCAGCGCGGGAGAGAGCAGAGCGCCGGCGCAGGCACAGCAAGCAGCAAUUCAGUUCAAGACACAGCAAGGUGAAAACAGCUUCUUCAAGGUCAGAUGGAGAGGGGAACCUUUAGAAACCGUGCUGCUGGAUUUUUCUUCCUCCUCCCUCUGGGCUCACGGCACACCCCAGGAUGAAUUAGCAGGGAUUCUUCCUUGUGGGCUUAUUGCUGGGAGUCCUUCGGGUAUUAAACUGCCCAUCCGGGUGGUUUUACAGAGGCCAGCGGAGUUGCCCAGUGGCAGGGAAGGAGGAAGCGUGUGCCGGAUGUUGGGCUGCUGUUGAAAAGCAAAACCCUGCCUGUACGCAGGAGAGGGAUUUCAGGCAGCGCCCGAGCCCUUCCGGCAGAGCCCCGGCAGCGCGGCGAGGGCAUCGCGGCACAGCCGGCCACGCUGCGCCGAGGGACGGCACCGGAGGGGACCUGGGGCCCGGGCUGUCCCCACGGGCGACUCUGCCCCGAGGGGCUGCAGCUCCUAGUCUGGUUACAACCCCCCCCCAGGAUGCUUUUUGGGGUGUUUUUCUCUCUCCUGUGUCUCAUCCACUCGGUGCCGGAUCCUGCAGCGCCCACAGCCCAUGUGACCUUGCCACGCUGGGGUGACUCUCCCCACCCUUCCCAGCGCAGGAAGAACCAGUCGGUACAGGGCAAACGUGGUGCCCAGCUCCAAAACCUCUUGCCAUGGCGUAGCCAUGAUUUCUAACCGUUAGGUAUUUUCAGGUGACAUCCUGUGAUGGCAGGGGAAGAAUGUGCAUUAGCUGUCCUCUUACAAGUGCUGCAAGGUCUCACGCUUAAAGACUUCCAGGAGUUUAAGUUGAAGUUAUCAGAGGUUCACGUGGAAGGAGGAUGGAAUAUCCCCAAGGAUUUGCUGACGAAGGCCGCCCACCCUUGCGCCCUUGUCAGCUGCAUGGGCAAGACCUACAGCAAAGACACCGCGAUGGACAUAGCGAUUGGGUUGUUCGAAGAGAUGAAUCAGAGAGACCUCGCUGAGAAACUCCUGGCUGAGAAGGUGAAAGAGUACAAGCAGAAAUACAGAGAGCACGUGGUCCGGGAGUUCCUCCGGUACAAAGAUGUGAACUCUUGUCUCGGGGACAAUCUGUCAGUCAGCAGCCGCUACACCGCCCUGACCAUCACCAGGAAGCCUCGGAGCAAGCAUGGGGGCAAGCACGAAGCCAUGGGCACCGGCUGCGGAGGUGCCGAUGGCAGCAAGGGACCUGCCACCAUCACCGUCACCACGCAAACGCUGUUUAAACCCGGCGAAGAUGGGCAAACGCCGCAGGUCGUGGUGCUGGUGGGGGCCCCGGGGAUGGGGAAGACGAUGACGGUCAGGAAGAUGAUGGUGGAGUGGGUGGAAGGGACCGCCUAUGCGCAGUUUGACUAUGUCUUCUGCAUUGACUGUAAAGGCAUUGCCUUUACCAAGGAAGCGAGCGUGGCAGACCUGGUUUCAAAGUGCUGCCCUCACAGGCGAACACCAGCCAGGAAGAUCCUGGAUGACCAGAAAAAGAUCCUGUUCAUUUUUGAUGGUUUUGAGGCCCUGGGGUUUUCCUUGGUUCGGCCCGAAGAUGAGCUGAGCUCUGACCCCAAGGAAGUGAAGCCGCUGGAAAUCACCCUGAUGAGCUUGUUGAAGAAGACCGUUCUCCCCGAGUCCUCCUUGCUCAUCACCACAAGGCCGACAGCUCUUCAAAGCCUGGGGCAGUGCCUGGAGGGUGAGUAUUAUGCAGAAAUACUGGGAUUUUCAGCAGCCAUGAGGGAGGAAUAUUUCCACAGGUAUUUUGAGGACAACAAUAAAGCUGAUGUGGCCUUCAGGUUUGCCAGAGGCAACGAGAUCCUCUGCAGUUUGUGUGUCAUCCCCAUCAUGAGCUGGACCGUCUGCACCAUCCUUGAACAAGAGCUUAAAAAGAAGAAAAACCUCAUCGAGUGCUCUAAAGUCACCACGUGGAUGAGCGUGUUUUACCUCUCCUGGUUAAUGAAGUGCAGAAGCAAGGACAACCCGCAGGACCUCCAGCGGUUCCUACACAAGCUUUGCUCCUUGGCUGCCAACGGCAUCUGGAAGCACAAGGUCCUCUUUGAGGAGACAGAAGUCAAGGGCUGUGGCUUGGACCAGCCAGACCUUCUCCCUCUCUUCCUCAAUGAGAAGAUAUCAAAGAAAGGUGAAGACCAUGGGAACACCUACAGCUUCACCCACCUGCACCUCCAGGAGUUUUUUGCAGCGAUGUUUUAUGUCCUGGAGGACCAUGAGGAAAUGGUCGGUGACUCGGGGACUCUUGUGAAGGAUGUAAAUAUAUUGUUAGAAAACUAUAACGAGUCCAGGAAUGAUUUGAACUUAACAGUGCGAUUCCUGUUUGGUCUGUUAAGCCCAAAAUUGAUAGAGUACGCAGACAAAAGCAUCGGGUGUAGAAUUUCACCACGAGCCAGGGAAGAUAUGCUGAGGUGGCUCCAGGGGAGGCACAAAAACAUCCCCCAUCCCAGCCAAGCGCUUAAGGUUUCAGAGUUGGAUACUUUCCACUUUUUGUUCGAGAUGAACGAGAAGACCUUUGCACAAAGGGCGUUGGAUCGUUUCACGGCCAUAGACUUGCAGGACAUCAAGGUGACCCUGUACGACCAAAUGGCUCUUUCCUUCUGCAUCAGGCAGUGGGCUGGGCUGGGCUGCGUCACGCUCCGGGGAUGCUCCUUCGACCAGCAGGAUCCCGGGGAGGAGCUGGUCACGGCCGUGCCUCGCUCCAGCGCCUCAGGAGCCAGAGGACGUCCCCGUCCCCUCGCUGAGGAGCCGCCUUCCCCCAUCCAGCCGCUCUGCCGGGCGCUGCGGCACCCGGGCAGCGCCCUGCGGGUGCUCCGGCUGCAGUGGUGCGGGCUGUCGGAGAGCUGCUGUGCGGCGCUGGCGGCACUGGUGGCCGAACACCCCAGCCUGGCCCGGCUGGAACUGGGUGACGGCGCACUGGGCGACGGCGGCGUGCGCCUGCUCUGCGGGGGGCUGCAGCAGCCCAGCUGCCGCCUGCGUGUCCUGCGGCUGUGGUACUCCCGCCUCACCAGCGCCUGCUGCGAGGACCUGGCCGCUGUGCUGGGCACCAGCCCGCAACUGGAGGAGCUGGAUUUGUCCUUCAGCGAGGGGCUGCGCGAUGCCGGCGUGCAGCUGCUGUGCCAGGGGCUCCGGCACCGCUCCUGCCAGCUGCGGACGCUGCGGCUGGGGAGCUGCCGGCUGACGGGCGCCUGCUGCCAAGCCCUGGUCUCUGGGCUGGUGGAGAACCCUCACCUCACCUCCCUGGACCUGAGCGACAAUGAGCUGGGAGCUCCCGGCAUCCUGCAGCUCUGCCAGCAGCUCCGGCAUCCCGCCUGCCCGCUGCAGGCCCUGGGACUGAGCACGUCUGGGUUAAAUGAGGAAGCGCUGCAGGAGCUGGCCGCGCUCCAGGCACUGAAGCCUGACCUGAAGGUCGGGUACCUCCUUGAGCACGACCCGCCGCAGACGGGGGCCAUGGCCCGGCUGCCCUUCCACCGCGGGGUCCUGCCGGGCGCGGGGGGGCCGGGGGGCAGGAAGGGGCUCCCCUCCUUUAGGAGAGGUGCUCCCAACAGCCGGAGCCACUUCUAACCCGGUUCUCUCCGCUGUUGAAAGGGGGUGGGGGGAGCCACACGUGGGGGCACAGGGGGUCCUGCUUGCAUCUGCUGGGGGUUGGGACAGAGCUGUUCCAAAUUCUUCCCUCUCCCAUUCCCCCACACGUGUCAUUGGGAAUAAGUUGUGGGUGUUUACCGAUGCCAAAUAAAAACCCUAGAGCCAGGAA